AUGUCGGUUAGAUCAGCCAUGACUGAAACAUCAAUGGAUACUAUACCAACUAUGUUCAAAGAUCUUCGUGCUACAUUUAAUUCUGGUAAGACAAGACCAGUAGCAUGGCGAAAAAAACAAAUUGAACAAAUAAUCAAAAUGUGUGAAGAACAAAAAGAAGUUUUUGCUUCAGCAGCAAAUACUGAUUUCCAUCGACCCAGUGCGGAAACACAUCUAUAUGAUUGUGGUGUUAUUAAAAAUGAAUGUACACAUUUACUUAAUCACAUAGACGAAUGGGCACGUGAUGAAUCUUGUUCAGAUUCAUUAGCAUUUGCUACAAUGGAUAAAUAUGUUCAUCCUGAACCAUUUGGUAUUUGUUUAAUUAUUGGUGCAUGGAAUUAUCCAUUUCAAUUAACAUUAUCACCAUUAAUCGGUGCAAUUGCUGCUGGUAAUUGUGCUAUAAUAAAACCAUCGGAAUUGGCACCAAAUUCAGCAGCUAUCAUAGCUGCAAUGGUUGAACGUUAUCUUGAUCCAGCUUGUAUACGUGUUGUAUUAGGUGCUAUUGAUCAAACUCAUGCAUUACUUAAAGGUGAUAUUGAUCAUGUAUUUUACACGGGUUCAACAGCAGUUGGUAAAAUUAUAAUGAAAACAGUUGCUGAAAAAAUGAUACCAGUUGUUCUUGAAUGUGGUGGUAAAAGUCCAGUUUAUGUUGCUGAUGAUGCUAAUAUAGCAGUUGCUGCUACACGUAUUGCUUGGGGAAAAACUAUUAACUGCGGACAAACAUGUUUAGCACCUGAUUACAUUUUAUGUUCAAAAGAAACAGAAAGUCGUCUCAUACCAGAAAUAAUCAAAGCUUGGCAAUUAUUCUACACUAAUGAUGCAGCUAAUUCGGAUUCUUAUUGUCAUAUUGUUAAUGAGCGACAUUAUGAGCGUGUACAAAAAUUAAUUGAUACAGCAAAAGUUACUUAUGGUGGACAAACAGAUGCUACACGAAAUUAUAUUUCACCAACAAUUAUGACAAAUGUAAAUGGAAAUGAUAAAGUAAUGCAAGAGGAAAUUUUUGGGCCCAUUCUUCCAUUUGUAACAGUUAAAAGUCAACAGGAAGCAAUUGACUUUAUUAAUGCUCGACCUAAACCAUUAGGUCUUUAUGUAUUUACAUCGAAUAAAAAUAUAGCUAAAACUAUUAUAAAUUCAACCAGUUCCGGUACAACAUGUGUUAAUGAUGUUAUUUUUCAAAUAGCUCCACCUUCAUUACCAUUUGGUGGUGUCGGUGAAAGUGGCUUAGGAAAUUAUCAUGGCAAAUACUCAUUUAAUACAUUUAGUCAUAAUCGUUCGGUUGUGUAUUCACCAACAUGGUCAGAACCAAUUCUUUCAAAGCGAAAUCCACCUUAUACUCAAAAGAAAACAGCUUUCAUGGAAUCACUUGCAAAAGUUCAUCGCAAUUGGCUUCCAGUAUCACGAAUUGGUGGUUUCUGGUUUUGGGCAUUUGCUGCUUUAGCUACAGCUGUAACAGCUCGUGUUGUUAUUCGUGGUAUUCAAGAUGACAAAUGGGAAUUUUAA
Molecule: messenger RNA, 1539 nt
Organism: Adineta steineri
Lineage: Eukaryota; Metazoa; Rotifera; Eurotatoria; Adinetida; Adinetidae
Source: the annotation of a GenBank genome assembly